Molecule: messenger RNA, 1086 nt
Organism: Nannizzia gypsea CBS 118893
Lineage: Eukaryota; Fungi; Ascomycota; Eurotiomycetes; Onygenales; Arthrodermataceae
Exons: 5
Coding region: 1-1086 (361 amino acids)
Source: RefSeq, a predicted model, not a curated record
AUGCAAACAGACAGUGCUGUUACGAGUAGUGGCACCAAGCGUCAGACCAGCGAGUGUGAGACCGACAGUGACGAUGACAGCGACCGGAUAGUUUCAAGCCGGGACCGCAAGAGGCUGAGACGAAGCACCGUCGCUCCCAAGACGCAUGAAGACCGGGGUGCUACGUCUAGAGACAGGAAUUAUGAAGAUGAUGUCAAGUCUGAAGACAGUGAUAUUGACUUCAGAAACUACAAGAUACCAGAGCGACGGUUCUUAGUACUUCGGCCAGCGGGGACAGCUUGUGAUUCAGAGUCAUCGACAACACGAGGAACGGGGUCUGACGUCAGGAAGGAGUUGUCUGAUGGAGAGAAUCAAGAUCACUGGACACCAGCCCAAAGUGAAGAACAAGUGGCUGAAGACACCAUGAUCCUCCACAGUGAUCAGCCAGUCGAUAAAGAUGAGGGAAUGGAGACUGGGUUAGAGGACGUUGACGAGUCCGGCGGGUCAGAAGACGAAGAAGACGAAGAAGACGAAAACAGCAACGUAUUACCAUUAGAGCCUGAGCGGGCCAGUGACUCCAACUUUGACCCAGAGUCUGACGCGGCGAGUACCGAUACAUCGAAAUCAAUACCGUUGGCUCAGGCGUGGAGGAGAAGCCCCCGGAUGAGAAUCUCCAUACCCCAGAAGAGACGUCGUAGUGGCAUUGCGGACAAUCACUACCGUAGACGGUGGAAUUCCGGGCGGCCGUCAAAGGAAGUACAACAGAAUAUUGUAGAGAAGUUACGACUCCACCAUCCGACAAUACCCCGGUUGGAGAUGAGCUGGAAGAGCGACUCCCCUGUGGCUGCUUGUACAAGGUGCGACUGUGCCGAUAACCCUGUAGUUGGGGCGUUUAUUGACCUCAAUGACCAGGAAGCCAUACUGGAAAUGUACCUUGCAAAGAGAGGUAUCCUGACAUUCAACAACAAUCACCAGAAGCAACGGCGCCCACGGCAAUACAGGCUUGGCCAGCAGCAUCGGCGCGAUCUCAUCAACAUGUUUGAGCUUUUCUUUGGCCCAUUUACUGUGGAGAAGGCACGUAAACAACUCACUGAACGAAAUCGUUAG